Molecule: messenger RNA, 1872 nt
Organism: Mya arenaria
Lineage: Eukaryota; Metazoa; Mollusca; Bivalvia; Myida; Myidae
Product: spermine oxidase-like
Exons: 3
Coding region: 2-1429 (475 amino acids)
Molecular function (GO): polyamine oxidase activity
Source: RefSeq, a predicted model, not a curated record
CAUGUCGGACGUUUGUAAUGUGGUUGUGAUUGGGGCCGGAAUAGCCGGUCUCUCCGCAGCCAGCCGAUUGUUCGAGGCCGGAUACAAGAAUACCGUGAUUCUAGAAGCAUCUGACAGGAUAGGAGGUCGGAUCCAAACUGUUCAGUUUGGAGACGGCCCCUACCCGGUGGAGUUGGGUGCCAACUGGAUCCAUGGCUCGUCUCUCAGCAACUCUGUCUUCAAAGUCGCCGACACCAUCGGUGCGCUUUCUCCGUACAGGAUACUUAAUAGAGCCAGCAGCAGAUUUUUGCGUGAAGACGGAACGGAAAUCGAGAGAGUGACAGUUGUAAAAGCAUACUACAUUUAUAAACACGUCGAAGAAGAGCUCUACAACAUUGUGUUUGAAACAACCCCGAGCGGUAGUGAUAGGACAUUUCUUCCUCUUACGCAAUUUCGUCAAAGACUGAAAGAAGAAAGAGAAAACCUUGUUGGGACCACAAGUCAGAGUGAUUUGAAUGACAUAAAGUUGGUACAUAACGCGCUGGAAAAUUACUUGCGCUUCCAUGAAGGGGAUGAGCUAGACCGAGUGGCAUGGGAGCUGGGGGCGAGCUCAUGGGUGGUGCCCGAGGGUGGGGAUGUACAUAUUCCCGGUGGGUACCGGCAGGUGCUCGAUUACAUCAUCAGAAAUAUCCCAGCGGAAGCGAUACGUUUUAAUUCCGAGGUGGAAAGGGUCAGCUAUAGCCGGGAUGGUGCUAAAGUUCGCGUUCAGACUGGUGAUGGUCAUGUUAUUAAAGCAGAUCACGUAAUUGUUACAUGUUCUUUAGGAUACUUGAAAAAACAUCAUACCAGUAUAUUUGAUCCUCCCCUACCAAAGACGAAGGUCGCAACAAUCGAAUCCAUGGCUAUGGGCCGAGUGAAUAAAAUAUUUCUCGUGUUUGACAGGCCAGUCACAGCACCAACGUACAAAAAUAUUGCACUGGCUUGGGAGAACACGGACAUUGGUGAUGAUAAACGUCAUUGGUACAGACGAAUAUUCGGUUUCGACCAGGUUUUUACCAAAACCAACACAAUUAUCGCCUGGAUUGCUGGUGACGGUGCCGAACACAUGGAAUCACUUACAGAUGAAGAAAUUGGCAACACGUGUGUGUCAGUACUACGGCAGUUUUUGGGCAAUCGAAUUAUACCAGCACUAAAAAGUAUCCGCGUGUCCAGGUGGUGCUCGAACCCAUAUACCCUCGGUUCCUACAGUUACCAAACCCCGCGACUGACUCGGGGUGAGCAAGAAGAACUGGCUCGACCAGUCAGGGCCUGUGAAGGGAGGCCCGUUCUCCUGUUUGCCGGUGAGGCGAUGGCGAACGGCUGCACGCACGGUGCACGCGAUACAGGGCUUAAAGCAUCAGAAACGCUCAUUUCAUUCUAUGAGCGAAAACAAUGUAAGGCUAAACUGUAACUUCACGAAUGAAUCAAGUUUCUUCGAGCGCAUCUUGGAAGAAACGUUUACUCUUUAGUAGCUGCGUAAAAUAAAUGUAUGCUUUAUACAUCUUAAACCCUUUACUGGCCUCUUUUCCCGGUUUACCUUUCCCUUGAUGUACCUUGGUUAUAUAAAUUCAUAGAAUGUGUUAAAUGCUUUUAAUAUAUAUGAAUUAAACAUUACAAUUAUUUUGCCCAUGAUAUUCUUGAAUUCCAUGGAUUCAUUUCAAUACUUAAUUAAUAUACAUGUUUUAAAAAUCACUGAUAACAAUUAAGAUGUACAAUACUUUCGAAAGGACUUGAACGACGUACAGGAUAUUGUAAGUGGUAGGUAUGUUAAAAUCCUGCAUAAAAUCUCAUGUGCUGUACAAACACAUAAUUGUAGACGCAUCGAAAUCUAGCAAAUAGUUACUUAUUACCAUG